AUGGUUGACCACAAAGGGGACUCAUCCCCAAAAGCCGACGAGCAAUACAGCUCGGCCUUGGCUCGCGACGAGGACGCUCCACCCGACUACGCGAGUGGGCAGGUGCAGGAUGAGCAAGCCUUCAAGUUUUCCGAGUCGAGGAAAAUCGGUGUCACUGGAGCAGUGUUCUUGAUUUUGAAUAAGAUGAUCGGCACAGGGAUCUUCUCGACGCCAUCCGGCAUCUUCGCAUCCACGGGCUCAGUCGGGAUAAGCAUUAUAUUGUGGCUGAUAGGCGGUAUCCUCACCUUCGCCGGACUGUCUGUGUUCCUCGAAUUCGGUCUCGCGAUUCCUAGGUCCGGUGGCGAGAAGAACUACCUCGAGCGCGUAUACCGCCACCCUCGAUACCUGGCCACCUGCGUUCUUGCCUCGCAGAUGAUUCUGUUGGGAUUCUCGUCGGGAAACUCUCUGGCCUUUGGGCGUUACGUCCUCUACGCGUCCGGCUCCACAGAACCCGACGGGUGGGCAGCGAGAGGACUCGGCAUCGCUUGUGCCACAUUCGCCGUGGCGCUACACUCCGUGCUGCCAAAGUGGGGUCUUCGCUUGGUGAACGUACUGGGAAUUUUCAAGGUGGUGAUCCUCAUCUUCAUCGUGUUCAGUGGCUUUGCCGCCCUUGCUGGGCGGCGUCUUGUGCCGAACCCGCAUAACUUCGACAACGCGUUUCGAAUCGAGGAGGGGGACGGAUACGGUAAUGGCGGAGCUUACGGCUAUGCGACGGCUCUUUUGAGGAUCAUGUACAGCUACAAGGGUUGGGAGAACGCCAACUAUGUGGUUGGCGAGCUAAAGAAUCCGAAGCGGACGCUUGCGGUUGCUGCGCCCCUCGCCGUCGGAGGAGUUACAGUACUGUACCUGCUGGCAAACGUUGCGUACUUCGCUGCGAUCCCCAAGAGUGACCUGGCCAAGUCAGAAGUUAUUGUCGCCGGUCUCUUUUUCCGCAACGUUUUCGGAGCGAGCGCGGGUGCUAGGAGCCUGCCGGCAUUUGUGGCUCUGAGCAACUUGGGCAACGUCCUAGCCGUGUCCUUUGCGCAUGCGAGACUGAAUCAGGAAUUCGGCAAGGAGGGCAUGCUGCCUUUCAGCGGAUUCUGGGCCUCGAACAAGCCAAGCAAUGCGCCUGCAGCUUCGCUGUUCCUACACUGGCUCAUCACCGUUAUUAUUCUCGUAGCUCCACCCGCGGGCCCAGCGUACAACUUUAUUGUUGAUCUAUACACUUAUCCGGGUGUCUGGAUCAACGGAUCUGUGGCUGCCGGGCUCAUCUAUCUGCAAUUCAAGAAGUCGGAGAACUGGUCGUCGCCAUGGCACACCUACCUCCCUGUCACUCUACUUUUCCUCGCAAUGAACGUCUUCUUGGCCAUUGUGCCAUUCAUCCCACCAACAGGGAGCUGGGAUGCCGAGGGCUAUCCGUACUACAUCUUCCCCGUGGUUGGUGUGGGCGUUCUCAUCCUUGGAGGCAUCUACUGGACCGUGUGGACAAAAGUGCUGCCGAGCAUUGGCGGCUACAAGGUUGUGGCUGAUCGGAGGGUGACUGACGAUGGCGCCGAGGUGGUGAGAUAUAUAAAGGUGAGGACAAAGGACGGGUCGAGGGUUCACUGA
This is a messenger RNA of Diaporthe citri, 1626 nucleotides long. RefSeq lists its product as uncharacterized. Gene Ontology annotation, cellular component: membrane. Gene Ontology annotation, biological process: amino acid transmembrane transport. The transcript has 4 exons. The record is from RefSeq and is a predicted model, not a curated record. NCBI's taxonomy places the organism in Eukaryota, Fungi, Ascomycota, Sordariomycetes, Diaporthales, Diaporthaceae. Bases 1 to 1626 code for a protein of 541 amino acids. Gene Ontology annotation, molecular function: L-amino acid transmembrane transporter activity.